This is a messenger RNA of Aedes albopictus (Asian tiger mosquito), 2359 nucleotides long. RefSeq names its product sodium- and chloride-dependent glycine transporter 1-like. Gene Ontology annotation, molecular function: L-amino acid transmembrane transporter activity. The transcript is spliced from 7 exons. Gene Ontology annotation, cellular component: plasma membrane. Lineage: Eukaryota; Metazoa; Arthropoda; Insecta; Diptera; Culicidae. Bases 304 to 2298 code for a protein of 664 amino acids. Gene Ontology annotation, biological process: sodium ion transmembrane transport. The record is from RefSeq and is a predicted model, not a curated record.
AGAAAACACUUAACUGUAAAACAAGCUUUGUCACAGUGGGAAGUAAUGCCAGCAAAGAAAAAUGUACUCGACCCGAUACAAUCUGGAAAACGCAACACAGUGUUAUUUUCCAUGAACGAAUAUUACCACCUGAUUGAUAAAUCUGCCUCGCGAGGAAUGACGUCCUCCUACAACUUAAGCAAGGUAUGGCCGAUCGGUGAGCGCGGUGUAUCUAUAGACUCCAUAAAGUAAACGAGGAUCGGAAAUUCAUGCGCACAUGUAAGAUGUUUAACAUGUGCUUGCCAAAAACACGCUUUUCCAACGAUGCAUCAUCUCUCGGCUUACCGACCGCGAUCUCAUCAAUCAGUAACAAGUCCGCAGUGUUCUUAUUGUUCUCGGGCGAAGCAUUGCAAUCGACCAAUGGAUGAUUCUCCAUUCGAGAGGAAACCACGUCGGAUCAACACACUGACCGGAUCUUGGCUGGACAACAGUGUGGCAGUGCAGCAAAGUCGCAACCGGAUGGGAACGUAUGAGGACGAUUGCGAAGAAGAGCAGGACGAAGUGCUGACAAAACGUGGCUCCUGGACGGGGCGGUUCGAUUUCUUGCUCUCGCUCCUGGGGUACUCAGUUGGGCUGGGCAAUGUGUGGCGAUUUCCAUAUUUGUGCUACAACAAUGGAGGAGGCGCCUUUCUCAUUCCGUUCACCAUUAUGUUGGUGAUUGCUGGGCUCCCGCUGAUGUUCAUGGAGCUUUCGAUAGCGCAAUACGCGGGUCUAGGACCAGCCGUACUAUUCCGAAGAUUUUCACCGUUAUUUCAGGGCGUAGGUGUUGGCAUGGUAUUAAUUGCCGGAAUCGUCAUGCUGUACUACAAUGUCAUCCUGGCGUGGACCUUGUAUUACAUGCUGGCCUCGUUCGAAGAACCUCUGCCUUGGAAAGGGUGCAAUCAUCCAUGGAGCAGUAGCUAUUGCUACUCGUACGAGGAAGAGAAUCGAUGCGUUAGCAGCAACGGAACGUACUACAUGACGAAGUGCUAUGCGAACGCGAACUUGAUCGCAAACUUCACCAAGGUUCCGAAGAAACCUCCAGCGGAGGAUUUUUUCAAAAACUACGUGCUACGAAUUUCUCCAGGAAUCGAGACGACCGGCAACAUAAGUGUAACGUUAGCCCUAUCCCUACUAGGAGCAUGGCUGAUCGUGUUCCUGUGCUUGUGCCGAGGCGUUAAAUCUUCCGGAAAGGUCGUCUACUUCACGGCCUUGUUCCCGUACGUGGUGUUGGUAAUGCUAUUCGUUCGAGGAAUUACCCUUCCCGGAUCGUACAACGGAAUCAUGUACUAUUUGGAACCGGAUUGGGACAAACUGAAAAGUGCACAAAUCUGGGGCGAUGCGGCUGUCCAGAUAUUCUUCGCCCUAAGUCCGGCCUGGGGAGGCCUGCUGACCCUCGCAUCGUACAACAAGUUUUCGAACAAUUGCUAUCGGGAUGCAAUAAUCGUAGCCAUUUCCAACAUACUUACGUCGUUCUUUGCUGGAUUUGUGAUAUUUUCUAUCUUGGGCUUCUUGGCGCAUGAAUUGGAUACCGAUUUGGAAAGCGUGCUAGAUAAGGGAGCAGGAUUGGCGUUUGUCGUCUUUCCGGAAAUGGUGACCAAGCUGCAGAUGCCCAUGUUCUGGUCGGUGCUGUUCUUCUUUAUGCUUCUGACGCUGGGCCUAGAUUCUCAGUUCACGCUUAUGGAGACAGUUGUGACAGGGAUUUUGGACACAUUCCCUAAGUUGAGGCAAUGGAAGAUGCGGGUCGUGUUUGGAGUGGCCGUCGCCGGGUACAUUGGAGGACUGGUGUUCAUCACGAAUAGUGGUAUGUAUUGGUUCCAACUGGUUGAUAAGUAUGCCGCCAACUGGUCCGUAUUGCUGAUUGCCAUCAUCGAGUGCAUCCUGAUCGCGUGGAUCUAUGGUUCGGAAAGAUUCAUCGGUAACAUUGAGGAAAUGAUUGGGAAACGAUCGUUGUGUUUCCACUACUUUUGGACCAUGGCUUGGAAAUUUGUUACACCCAUCACGUUAUUGUUCAUCUUAUGCUUCAACUGGAUCCAAUACAAGCCCGUGUCCUACGGGAAGUACGUUUAUCCGGAUUGGGCGGAUAUUGUCGGCUGGAUCAUUGGAUUGCUACCCAUGAUGGUAAUAGUCGUAACGGCUCUAUACAAGAUAGUUUCCGACACAUCUGUACAAUCCACCGUGCAGAUCAUAGGAAACCUUUUGAAGCCGACAGUCGAAUGGAAACCGUCAAGAUCUCCGCUUUAUCGCUUCGAGUACGAUGGUAAUGGCAUUGAGAUAUAAGAAAGUUCCUUACAGAUGAUCAAAUAAAGAUUAAUUGGUGGCGCGUAGACGUAAGUACAUA